UCGUUCUUUAACCACAGAAAAGCAACGACCCGUAAUUCUGUAAUCCCAAUUCAAUCUAUCAAACCCUAAAGAAAAUGGGGAAGAACGAUUUCCUUACACCGAAAGCGAUAGCGAAUCGAAUCAAAGCGAAAGGUCUUCAGAAACUUCGAUGGUAUUGUCAAAUGUGUCAAAAACAAUGUCGAGACGAGAACGGAUUCAAGUGCCACUGUAUGAGCGAAAGCCACCAACGGCAAAUGGAAGUCUUCGGUCAAAACCCUAACAGAAUCGUCGACGGCUAUUCUGAAGAAUUCGAAAACGAGUUCCUCGAUUCGAUGAAACGGAGCCAUAGGUUUUCUCGUGUCGCGGCGACCGUGAUUUACAACGAGUAUAUUCAUGACAGGCACCAUAUUCAUAUGAAUUCGACACAGUGGGCGACGUUGACGGAGUUUGUUAAGCAUCUGGGGAGAACUGGAAAGUGUAAAGUCGAUGAGACGCCGAAAGGGUGGUUUAUGACUUAUAUUGAUAGGGAUUCGGAGACGAUUUUUAAGGAGAAUGCGAAGAGUAAGAGAGUCAGGGCGGAUUUAGCAGAGGAGGAGAAGCAGGAGAGGGAAAUUAAAAAGCAGAUUGAGAAGGCUGAAGAGUUUUUGACUGUUAAAAAUGACACUGUGGAUAAUGGUGAAGUGCGGCCAGCGAAGGAGUUGAAAUUGGACAGCGGGGUGAAGGUUGGGUUUGCCCUUGGUUCGAAGAGUAAUAAUGUUGGGAAAGAGACAGGUGAGAGUUUUAGUUCUAGAUUGGUUUUUGAGGAAGUUGAGGAUAAGGAGAGGAAGAUGGGGAAAAAUAAGGAAGGUGGUAUUGGAGGUAAAAGUGGGAAAUCGGCGUUGGAGGAGCUGAUGAAAGAGGAAGAGAAGGCAAAGGAGAGGACUAAUAGAAAGGAUUAUUGGUUGUUUGAAGGGAUUAUCGUUAAGGUUAUGAGUAAGGCGUUGGCAGAGAAAGGGUAUUAUAAGCAGAAAGGGGUAGUGAGGAAAGUGAUUGAUAAAUAUGUUGCUGAAAUUGAGAUUCUUGAGAAUAAGCAUAAGUUGAGGGUUGAUCAGGAAGAGCUUGAGACUGUGAUUCCGCAGAUUGGGGGUUUGGUGAAAAUAGUGAAUGGGGCAUAUAGAGGUUCAAAUGCCAGGUUGUUGGGAGUGGAUACGGAGAAGUUUUGUGCCAAGGUGCAGAUAGAGAAGGGAAUUUAUGACGGGAGAGUGCUUAAGGCUGUUGAAUACGAGGAUAUUUGCAAACUUGCCUAGUGAGUUCUGUUCAAUCUCUUUAGUUCAGUUCUGGAAUUGCUUUUGUAGUUUUGGAUUUAUUGAUCUUGUGGAAUAUGUGGUGUAACUUUCCAUGAUUAAUAAAAUGACUUUGGAAAGUUGCUCCUUGAAAAGUUCUGUUUAUCAGUAAGCUUUUCCUUAUCGUUCACAUUCUCCUCAAACCCAACUCUACUAGCUUUCUCUAUAGCUAUGUACUGCUACUGUCAUUACUAUAUCUGUCUGAGAUCUCAACGUGGAAGUUCCCUAUGAGGUUUCUGUUUUUCUGCUGUCUCUGAAUCUUGAAGAGAAUUGUUUAAGAUAUAAAGUAUAUGCUUUUUAUAUAGCUUUACAUGACUUUACUCUCUUUUCAAUUAUCUCCAAAAUGGAGGUGACUGUAGUUUCUACCUGUCGUAGAGUGGUCAUCAAAAGAGGCCUUGACCUUUGUGUUUCCAUAUACUCAUCUCUUUCUUUCUUUUAAUAUUUGUAUGUUAGGUUGCUAUGAAAAUGAAGGGCAAAUAUUGUGUUUGGUUUUUAAUUUUAUGCAGGGAAGCGUAUAGCUAUUGACUCAAAGUCUGUCAUCCUAUAUAUAAUUUAUGACUUUAUGCCGUUAUUAUGGUCAUUACACGUGAAGAGGACUCAUCUGGCUUUUAGUUUGUUUAUUUACAUUUGCAAAGUCUGCUCACAGCCUAUUUUUUAUUCAUUAGAUCUUCACAUCGUGUUGAGUUUUAAUUUCAUCAUGCAAAAGAACCCAUAAAGUUCUGUGAUUGGCUUUCAAUUUAUAAGAUCAUAAAUCAUAAGGUUUUUCUUUCCGCUCCUGUUUCCCGUCUUGAGUUAACAAUAUGUAAAUAAUGGGUGCUUGUAUGUUUCUGGAGCAUCAGAUGUGAUUUUAUUGAACGAUCUUAUUUGCUUGCCCUACAACAACAAUGACAAAUUCUACCUUCCAAGACAGCAGCUGACCUCCUUAUUUCUGCCAGGAUUAAAGACAAGCCCGUCAUCCUUUAACCACAAGAAAAUCCUUAUGGAUGGGAAUUUGGAGCACUGAACUGUAGUGCUGGGGGAACUGAGUCCACAAAUUUCCCACCAUACAGCUUUUUUUCCGGGAAUAAUAGGUCCUUUGUCUUCCCUAUUUGAAAACUUGGGUACACUUUUUUUUUGUUACAAGGGAGAUUGAUUGUCCACCCAGGUCAGACAUACUUUAUUAUACUGGUGCUUCCUCUAAUCAAAACGCAUCAUGGAGACAUUUUUGCUCCCUGAUUAAGUCAUUGAACAUCUCGAAUGUGUUUAGCAUUGUGCUGAUUAUUGAAACUUCAUACAUUGCUUACUACGUGGACCGCCUACAUUGAACCCUGUUAAUGUUUUAGUGGCCUUUAAGUGAAGAUUGGCUUUGGCGCUGGUUUGGUUUUUCAAGUCCUGAAGUUUUCCAUGUCUUUCUUGAAGAAUUUUUGCUGUCCUUAUUUCAAAUGGUGGCUUAUAAAAUCGUGGUUUCUCUUUAAAAAUGGUCACUUGUUCAGAUUACACGACUAAGGUCAUCAGUGGUUAGGUUUCACAUUUCAAAACAUUGUUGCAGGCUAUGUUUCUUCUACCCAAACCAGAUAUGCUUUAUGCUUCUGGUGCCUCCACUGCUUCAAAUGCAUCAUUUGUACUUUUUUACACCUUGAUUGGCCACAUAACCUUGCUCUCAAAUGCGUCUAGGAUUGUUCUCAUUAUUGAAACUUCUUACUUUGCUUGAUAUGUGAACUACCCUCUUUGCACCCUGUUAGCGAUGACCUUCAAAAGAAUAUCAACUUUCGCACUGUCCAGCUGAAGUUAUAUUUCCAUGUCUUUCUUGAGGAAUUUUUGCUGUCCAGAUGCACAUGGUGGCUUAUCAAAUCCCAUACAGGCCUCUCUUUAAUAUUGUGACUUGUGCAGAUUACACAACUGAGAUCAUCUCUGGAUAAGUUUCACAUUGCAAAACAGACUGUUGUAGCCAGAGUUUUUCUUGUCGUUACAAGGGAGUGCAAAUCAUCCAAACAGGCCAGACAUGCUUAAUGCUUCUAGUGCUUCUACUACUUCAAAUGCAUCAUAUAGACAUUUUGCGCUCUGAUUUAGCCAUGUAACCUUGCUCUCAAAUACUUUUAGGAUUCUGCUGAUUAUUGGAACUUCCUACAUUGCUUGGUAUGUGAACCAUCCGUUUUGCACCCUGUUAGUGACCUUCAAAUGAAGAUUAGCUUUGGCCCUGGUUUGAUUUGUCAAAACUUGAAGUGCUAUUUCCAUGAUUUUUUUAGAAGAUUUUGCUGUCCAGAUGCCAAUGUUAGCUUAUCAAUCCCAUACUGGUUUCUCUUUUAUAUCGUCACAUGUGCAGAGUGCACAACAGAGAUUCAGUGGUUAGGUUUCACAUUGCAAAACAGACUUGGCAUGCUAUGCUAUGCUAUGCUUUACUUGUGGUUGCUACUUUAAUCAUGACCAACCUGGUCAUUGCAAAGCACCUGCCAAUUGAAGAAGAUAGCUUUCUAUAAUUCUGUUGAACCAGUUGUUAGCUUUAUAUUGUUGUAUUUCCUUCAUUAAUAGUUGGAUAAUGUGGAUCUUGCUUUGCUUAUGGUCCAACCUGGGUUGAUGCGGAAAUAAGAUUGUAUGAGUGUAUAUUAUAAUUGCUAAGGGCGACAUAAGAUAACUACACUAGCUUUUGAAUUUGCAGUCUCAUCUUAUAUGCAUCAGCAGUUAAAAGUUAAGAUCAUAGGCGGGUCUUCAUGUGUGAUUUGGAUCUGCAACACAUCAGAUUUGCAUUAGAUUAAACUGUUAAAAGAUUCAGAUUUGAUGGCAGUAAGCAAUAUUUGGGCUUGAAGAAAACAAAUGUAUCACUGUUCCUAAUUUUUCCAUGCUAUUCUGUUCCUUACAAUUCACCUUGUCCUCUGCUGUUAUUUGAUAGGAAGGAGAGAAGACCUGAAUAUCCAUUCUGAUGGGCCAUAUUGUCCCUUUUCUCAUAGAAUAACUGGCAGUUCUGCCUUUUGUUGGCUGUAGUGGUAUACAAUCUGGAUUCCUUGUCACCGAAUCCCAGACUAUGGUACUUUGUCACAGUUUGGGUACAAAGUGCGGGUGAUAUUUUCACCCGGUUACUGGAAAUCUCAGUGUCCCCUUCAGAAAGCAUAAAUUAUUCGAAACUCAAGGAACAAGGACAGUUCCCUGUCGAAUCCCUUUUCUAUUUGACUCUCUUUUCAGUCUUCAAUUAUUUGGAAGAGUUUUUUUUUUUUUUGAUGAUUCUGGUUUGACUAAUUUGUCUAGUUGUGGCUUCUUAACGAUGCUUAAUAUUUCUUGCAUUCUUUUCUUUCUUUCCUUUUCCUUUGGUCAAGGAGUAUAUCAUUCCAUGCAACAUGCACAAAGCUGUAGUGAAGGUCUUCAACUUGCAAGCUUGAUUGACUUUUUUUAUUUUUUCAUACUUCAUCAUCAUUACUUGUGCCUCGUUAUGAAACUGAAUUAUCGACUUCAGUGUAAACAUUCAAGUACAGUUUAUUGUCUGCAAGUUUUGAUUAGAAAACAUAAAUAUUGACAUGACUUAUCCAGAGUCAAAAAGGUUGAUGAUUAACCUCUUUGCAAAUGAAAAGCGGAGGUAGGCCUGGUGAGGUUGUUUGGAGGAUGUGACAAUUAAGAGGAUGAGAUUUCUUUUGCCAAGAUGGAGCGAGUUUAGGUAGGUAACAGAUAGGGUUCUCCGUACUCCCAGCACCCUGUUGAUGGUUCCAAGCAUCAAGCACAGAAAUGUGCUUUGGUUAUCAAAUUCAUCUGUUUUCUGCGAUCUCAUUCAUUUCCUAUAAAGUUUAGAGGCCUAGUGGAUGUGAACAUUGUUUUUUUUUCCUGAGUGUUGAACAUAAAUGUCUUGAUCUAUAACAGUGUUAAGUUGCACUCCCGAUGCUGCCAAUAUCUGAUUGGAUGGUGAGAAAUUAGCUAUUCACACAGAAUCUCAUUGUCAUGAUUUUUAAUUCUUAGAUUGAGAGCACUUGUCCAUGACUGAGGAAAAAAGUAUAAAAAUUUCAUCCCAUAAGUUUGAAUUA
Populus nigra (black poplar) is the source of this 5284-nucleotide messenger RNA. RefSeq names its product KIN17-like protein. The transcript has 2 exons. Gene Ontology annotation, cellular component: nucleus. The coding region runs from base 75 to 1265 and encodes 396 amino acids. Lineage: Eukaryota; Viridiplantae; Streptophyta; Magnoliopsida; Malpighiales; Salicaceae. Gene Ontology annotation, biological process: DNA damage response; DNA replication. Gene Ontology annotation, molecular function: double-stranded DNA binding. The record is from RefSeq and is a predicted model, not a curated record.